UGUGUGGCGUGGAGGACGAACGAGAGAGGGUCGCCACCCGCCGUCGCGCACCUCCGCAGUCCCCAGCGGUCUGCCGCCGCACCACCCUGCCCCCCGCAAGCAGGGCCCUCGCACCCCCGUGCCGUGCCUUGGUACGCGCCGCCGGGCGGGCGGGACCCGGCGGGGUGGGUCCCGGGGCGGGUCCCGGGCCGGGCACUGUUGCCCUUGCCUGGCAGGGCGGACUGCAGCCCCGCCGGCCCUGCACAGCAUGGGGAGGCGCUGCUGGCCGCGGCGUGCCCUGGCCGCCGCGUGUCUGGGUGCCGCGCUCCUACUCCUGGGCGCCGCGCCCCGCGCCCUGAGCCCGGCAUUUGAAAACAGCUUGGGCUCUGGCUGGCUUGGUGGGAAGAGGAGGAGUCCCCUGCAGAUGCUUUAUGACUUGGACCAGGGUCCGAGCUCCGCCUUGGCCGAAGUGCACCGCCAGCGGCGGGACCUGCUGCGCCGCGCCUGCAGUCGCCAUACGCGCCGGCAGCGCCUGCUGGGGCCCGAGGACCUGCGGCACGUGCUGGUGGACGACGCGCAUGGCCUGCUCUACUGCUAUGUGCCCAAGGUGGCCUGCACCAACUGGAAGCGCGUGCUGCUGGCGCUGAGCGGCCACGCCCGAGGCGACCCGCUUGCAAUCCCCGCGCACGAGGCGCACGCGCCAGGCCGCCUGCCCUCACUGGCCGACUUCAGCCCGGCGGAGAUCAACCGGCGGCUGCGCGCCUACCUGGCAGUCCUUUUCGUGCGCGAGCCCUUCGAGCGCCUGGCGUCGGCCUAUCGCAACAAGUUCGCGCGGCCCUACAGCGCGGCCUUCCAGCAGCGCUAUGGCACGCGCAUUGUGCGGCGCCUAAGGCCGCGUGCGCACCCCGACGCGCUGGCGCGCGGCCACGACGUGCGCUUCGCUGAGUUCCUGGCCUACCUGCUGGACCCGCGCACGCGCCGCGAGGAGCCCUUCAACGAGCACUGGGAGCGCGCUCAUGCCCUCUGUCACCCGUGCCGCCUGCGCUACGACGUGGUGGGCAAGUUCGAGACGCUGGCGGAGGACUCGGCCUUCGUGCUGGGCCUGGUGGGCGCAUCCGGCCUGCGCUUCCCGGCGCCCCCGCCCCGGGCCAAGGGGGCUGCCGCCCGCGACCUGGCCGAGCGCCUCUUCCGGGACAUCAGCCCCUUCUACCAGCGGCGCCUCUUCGACCUCUACAAGAUGGACUUCUUGCUUUUCAACUACUCUGCCCCUUCCUACCUGCGGCUGCACUAAGCCGUGGAGCCUCUACGGGGUCCGUCACACCAACCGAUGCCCCGGGGUCUCAGGUGGGGCCGGACAGUGUGCGUGCUGGGGCUGCCUGCCCGGACUCAACUCUGAGCACCACGGCCCCCCCGCGUUUCCCUGCUUGGCCGGCCCUCCGGGGCCUCCAUCCCACCUGGCCAGGUUUGGGUGCCGCCCACCUCAGACGGCUGUACACCCGUCCCUGCCGGUCACUUGAUGCUUGCUUCCUCUAACUGCGCCAUUUGGCAGGCACUCCUCCAGACCCCUGGGUGGGGAAGCAUUGAAUUACUAGUAUUUUUUUUUAACUUGUGAGAGACCAUUUUGGCAGGGGCCGGUGGGGGGGUGGUGGUCAGCUUUGACCCCAGACCUGUUUGUGGUGCAACAGAGCAGAAUGCUGGUUUAGUGCCAUCUGCGGCCUCGCCUGGCCCCUGCCCUGGCACCGGACAGCCGUAACCCAGGAGGAAAGCCCUGUGUCUUUGGGUUCAGGCUCUGGCCCUGGAGCCCACCCUGAGCUGCCUUCCACUCUGCCUGUCAUGGAGCGGUGCUGCCCUCCCCCGUGGCUGGCCCCACCUUUGAUCUCCAUCUGGCCAGAUCCUAAGUCUUCCGUGUGUGCCCACAGAGCCCAGAGUGCCCGAUGGUGGCAGGUGUUAGAGGACCUUGGUGAGCUGGGGAGCCCAUGUUUUUGAAAUGUUUUGUUUUGUUUACUUCUGACAUUUUGGAGUUUCUCUGCUUUGUUUUGCCAUUUGCUCUGCUACUAAAGGUGUUGGAUCUUGGGCAUCUCAACAAACCUCCACGCCUCAGUUUUCCUUUGCUGCGAAAGGGCACAAGAAUGCCGGCUGGUCGCAAAGAUCAGAUAAGAGAGGUGGAGAGUCUGGCUUUCCUUCACAGCAGCCCACAUAGGUGAAGGGCUCUAUGGGGGUGGGGUGGGGUAAGGGGCGGGUGCACCAUGACAAGGGGUGCUAAAUUCUGGCUGGAGGUGCAGUGGUGAAAACUCUGGGGGGGGGGCAGUGGGAAUCUGACCUUUCAUUCUGCCUGGGCUAAAGAUAAAAGCCGAAACCAGCUCAGUGGAACCCCGGCCUCGGGCUGCCUCCCACCCUUCUGUGGGUGUGUGGGUGUGGCAGUGAGGAUACCCCCUUGUGGCUUUGGGAAGACAGCCAGCCAUGGGAGUCCCCUAGGAAGGACUGAAUGUCCCCUUAGUGACUGUUUGGAUAUGUGGUGUCCUUUCUCAGUUUCCCUGAAUGUAAAUCAAAAUGCAAGAACUUUGGGAAGACCAGGGCAGGAUAUGCCUGAGGCUUUGAGAAACAGAAAUCAGAGCACAGCUGAGGAAGGGCAGCUUGGCAGGGCAGAGGCCAAACCUGGGCUGUGGUGCCCCCACACCCUGUGGUGAGAGCCCACGAGCCUGGUUAUAGGACCCUACUGGCCUGCGAGGGCCAGGCUGGCCAGGGACUGGCAGGUCAGUCCCAUUCAUGUCUGGGCCUUUGCUGAUGUAGUUACCCCUGCCUGCAAUGGAUGCUUUCCCUUUCCAGUUCUAGGGCUCCUCCUUCUCAGAAGCCUGCGGAGGCCUUCAUGGACGCUGUGUCCAUGGGGUCUGCCAGCAAGGGUCAGUGAUGGCCGACACCUGUGGACCUGGGAAGGGGCUGCCCCAGGGCUCCCCAUGAAGACUCACCCUGCUGGAGAGCGGUGGAAAGCCCAGGAGGCUGAAACAGCACCAGGAUGAGGGGGGAGGAGCCAGGCCUGUGACACACCUGGAGGCUUGUUCCCAUGCUCCCUUAUAUGCCAUACCCACAGUGUGUCACGUGCCACCUCACAGUCAGUUGUUCCACACACUUCCAUGACACACACCUUUGUUCCAAGCUCCCUCAGUGCCCACGCAACCUGUUUGCUGAAGUUAUUACCCAUCCAGUGCCCACCCCCCCCCCCCAGGUCGUCACCAUUAGAAGUCACCCUCUGGUUCUGCAAUCACAGCACCUGCUGUCAUGUCCUUCAGCGCCUCCUGCGUCCUGAAGCUUGUCACAUUUACACACACUCCCUCAUACUGCACACCCCCCAUUGAUGGCACUUGAUGUCACACCCUCUGUUGUGAGUACGGGGGCCACACGCCAGGCCCCGGGGCUGAAGGCGCCUCUUCUCCCUCGUGUGGGUCACAGGGAAUUCCUCCCACUCUGGUGUCCUCUGACCGCCUUCCUCUCCGGCUGGCACCAGAACGUGUCUGUCCUCACAGGUCACAGGCUGACUGCCCGCCCCUCAACAGCAAGGUCCCAGGCGGGUCAUCAGAUGGGCGGAGGAAGACAGGGUCUCACGUGACCAGCUGGACAAGACAAGAGGGGGUCUGGAGGGGUGCCCACCCGGGCACCCUUCAAUGAUUUAUUCUACUAACAAGCUCUCCCCCACUUCCUGAAGGAAUCAAGAGCGCAAACUGAAGGUCACUUGGCAUUUUAGCUUACUGGCAGCUGUCUUCCAUUUCGUGGUUUUCCAUCUCAGAGCUGAGGGGUGCUGGCCAGCAGCCUCCCCAGCAAGGAAAGGACACUGGUGGAUUGGGUUACAAAGACUGGUUUAAAAUGUUUCAGUGUUCUGCUGUUUUUGGCUUUGUCAGGAAAAUGUUUCCCAGAUUUUUGUAGUUAUGGUGUUGGUUUUUGUUUUGUUUUGUUUUGUUUUUCAGUUUUCUGUGGUGGCUUUGUCAUCCAGGCAGCUUCCUGGGAGGCAGAGUUCCAUGAUUUAAAAUUUUGCUAAAAUAAACCCCUGAUUCUUUG
This is a messenger RNA of Mustela lutreola (European mink), 4029 nucleotides long. It is a transcript of the gene CHST13, whose product is annotated as carbohydrate sulfotransferase 13. Bases 248 to 1270 code for a protein of 340 amino acids. The record is from RefSeq and is a predicted model, not a curated record. Lineage: Eukaryota; Metazoa; Chordata; Mammalia; Carnivora; Mustelidae. Gene Ontology annotation, cellular component: membrane. The transcript is spliced from 3 exons. Gene Ontology annotation, molecular function: sulfotransferase activity. Gene Ontology annotation, biological process: carbohydrate biosynthetic process; proteoglycan biosynthetic process.